GUUCUGACCAACAUAUUGUCACAUCUUUCUAAUUAGCUUUCCCCAAGUUAAUAUAACAUCAGAUGACAUUGACAGAAGAGAAUUCUUAACAUUACAUUCAUCAUUGCUAUUAUCUUUUAAUGAUGAAGGCAAGAUGUUAUGCUGAACAAAUAUAAUCCUGUUCACAUAAAUCCCUGGUGGAUUACACUGAAUUAUUUCUUCUGAGUGAGAUUGAGAAAGAAUUAUCUCUGUUUCAAUGUGUGGAACAUGAAAGAGAUGGUUUAGUUUUAAUUCAAUUUCUACAAAUUUACAAAAGAAUUUUCACCAUCUUCAGAUUAUCAAGAAAAACCACAGAAGAUGAAAAUACUGCAGUAGAAACAUAUUUCUGAUGAUUAAACUAUAGAGACAAAAACAAGAAAAUAUCUAUUGUGACGAGAGAAGAAAAGUUCUACUGAAAUGAAUUGAAAAUUCAUUUUUCUUUCCUGAAGAGAUGUCAAAAGCGAAAGGAAUAUUAUUGUAUGAAUGUGACAUCUGUAAAAAAUCCUUCUCUCAAAAAUGCAACCUCACAACUCACAAAUAUAUUCAUACAGGAGAAAAACGACAUCACUGUGAUGUCUGUGGUAAAUCGUUUUCACAAAAUACUCACUUAACUAGACACAAACGUAUUCAUACAGGAGAGAAACCAUAUCACUGUGAUAUCUGUGGUAGAUCAUUCGCUGAAGGAAGCAACUUAGCUAAACAUAAGUACAUUCAUACAGGAGAGAAAUCACAUCGUUGUGACAUUUGUGGUAAAACAUUCUCUCAGGCAGGUGCCUUAACUACACACAAACGUAUUCAUACAGGAGACAAACCAUAUAAUUGUGAAGCCUUGACUAUACACAAAUAUAUUCAUACAGGACAGAAACCAUAUAAAUGUGAUAUCUGUGGUAAAUCAUUCUCUCAAAGUGAUACCUUAAAUAAGCACAAAUAUAUUCAUACAGGUGAGAAACCAUAUCAUUGUAAAAUCUGUGGAGAAUCAUUCUCUCAAUAUAAUCUCUUAAAUCGACACAGAAGCAUUCAUACUGGCCAGAAACCAUACGACUGUGAUAUUUGUGGUAAAUCAUUCCCUGAAGGAAGCAGCUUAGCUAAGCACAUACUCAUUCAUACAGGAGAGAAACAAUAUCACUGUGAUAUCUGUGGGCAAUCCUUUUCACAAAAACCUCACUUAAACAACCACAAGCGCAUUCAUACAGGAGAGAAACCGUAUUGCUGUGAUAUCUGUGGCAAAUCAUUCUCUCAUACAGGUAGCUUAACUACACACAAAUACACACACACGGGAGAGAAACCAUAUCGUUGUGAUGUCUGUGGUAAAUCAUUCUCUCAGAAAAGUAAUCUAUCCACACACAAAUAUAUUCAUACUGGAGAGAAGCCAUAUCACUGUGAUAUCUGUGGUAAAUCAUUCUCUGGAGGAAGUACCUUAACAAACCACAAACGUAGUCAUACAGGUGACAAACCAUUUCAUUGUGAUAUCUGUGGUAAAUCAUUCUCUAAAAAUGAUACUUUGACCAAACAUAUCCGCAUUCAUACAGGAGAGAAACCAUAUCCGUGCGACGUCUGUGGCAAAUCAUUCUCAAAAAAUAGUCAUUUAACUAGACACAAACAUACUCAUACAAGAGAGAAACCAUAUCGCUCUGAUAUCUAUGGUAAAUUAUUCUCCAAAGAAGGCCACUUAACUAAUCACAAACACAUUCAAACUGAAGACAGACCAUAUCACUGUGGUAUUUGUGGUAAAUCAUUCUCUGAACAAAGCAGCUUAACGAGGCAUAAACGUAUUUUUAGCAAUAAUAAAUGCUGGACACCAAUGUUUAACAAGACAAGUUUGGACGAAGAAGAUUAACUUGAAUGCAUGUGGAUAAGGACCAGAAUAAUGCUUUUCUACUCUUGGCACAAGUCAGUGGGGUAUUAAACUGUAGUUAUGCCUUUUUUCAGUAAAAGUUAACAUUAACGGGGGAGGGGGAUAGUCGACUACAUUGACCACUGCUCAACUAGCACUUAUGUGUGUGUAUAUAUGUAUAACAUUCCAUUUAGAGUCGUCAUCAAAAAUGGCAGCAACUGAAAGAUAUAUUCAUAUAUUAAUAGUUGAAAGUAAGAUCCAGAAUGAUUUUCACAUGUUUAAGUGUGUGUGUGUAUAUAUAUAUAUAUAUAUAUAUAUACACACACACACACACUCAUACAUACAUGCAAUGAAAAGUAGGUCUGGUGUGAUUGUUGAAAUACUUGAUUGGAGCCAGGCUUUGAAUGAUGACCAGAAUGUAACUGGGAACUUGUCUCUCAUGUCAGUUCACAGUGUCUACCUUUCCAGUCUCUGUUGUUGAAAAGCAGACAACCAUUCCGAAGUGCAUGCAUCCCACAAUCUGGUUUGCGAGCAGUUUGAGCUGAUUCUGUAUUUACACCUAUUUGUCUACUUCCAGAAAUUUUCUCUUAUGACAAAAUACAGUGAAUGAUGGAAUAUGUCUCAUGUAUAUUUGAACUGAUAACAAGUUUGUAUCCCUACAUAACACAGCUUAAUGCUGUCACUGCAUUUCUUUUCAUUUCCAGUGGGCCACAGUCAUUGAAUGGUGACGGGAAUAUCAUAAGGGUGACCUGUCUCGCAUGGGAGUUUGCAGCAUCUGCCUUUCUGGUCUCUGUUGUUGAAUGGGAGAUAACCACCCCAAAAAGCAUGCAUUCAACAAUGUAGUUAAGGGUCACUGUGAGCUGACUCGGUGUAUUUACAUCUAUUUGCCUAACAUGAGAAAUUUUCUCCAUGACAAAAUACGGUGAAUGGGUUUCUUAUGGGUUCAAAUUUGCUACAAAAGUUUGUUUUAGUGUGCGUAUGUGCAGUUUACUUCACAACAACAUUAGCAGAUGCAGUCUUAAUAAAAGAAGGCAGAGAUUAGUAUUAUCAUAGAUAAUAGUAUUAGUAAUAAUGAAGAAUUAUUAGAUAUACAUCUUUUCAGUGUUUCUCAAACUUUAUUCUGCAUUCCACAUCAACAUCUGUUCACUGUCCUCCCUCCGUGAUUUAUUCUUUUACUUGUUUCAGUCAUGUGGCUGUGGCCAUCCUGGAGCACCGUCCUAAAGGGUUUUUUAGUCAAAGAAAUCAACUCCAGGACUUAUUCUUUGUAAACCUAGUACUUAUU
Molecule: messenger RNA, 3134 nt
Organism: Octopus sinensis (East Asian common octopus)
Lineage: Eukaryota; Metazoa; Mollusca; Cephalopoda; Octopoda; Octopodidae
Product: zinc finger protein 91-like
Exons: 3
Coding region: 470-1855 (461 amino acids)
Biological process (GO): regulation of transcription by RNA polymerase II
Molecular function (GO): DNA-binding transcription factor activity; RNA polymerase II cis-regulatory region sequence-specific DNA binding
Source: RefSeq, a predicted model, not a curated record